AUACAUUUAAUUAUGUGCAUUAUACUAUAUAACUAUAAUAAACAAAUUGUUUAUUAAAAAACUUAUCUCAAGACAAUAACUUCAUUACAACUUUUACUUUCUCUAGAAAUACUUAUUAAAAAUACUAUUUGUAACUUAAUAAAUAUGUCCAAAACUCUUAUCAAUCAAUUUGUUUUAGUGGUUUGCGCUUAUAUUUCAGUAAAUGGCCAGACAUUACCACCGCUGGAGACAUUGCCCACAGACUCUUCGUCUACGGGGCAGUUGUCGGGCGUGAAUGGCAUGAAUAUGUCGAGUAUAUACAGUCCGUUCGAUGAGUGCUGUUUGAAUGGCGCCAACAAUAGUCUCGACGAUCCCAAUGUGGUCUAUAUCGGAGCCGUUGCCCUAAAUAUGGACAACGAGUGUCAAGUGGUCUGUCAGAUACAGGUUCUUCAGUCAUUUUCGUUGGCUAUUGGUCCCUUCAUAAGCACCAGGUCCGUGAUUAUAGGCAACAUAUACACAGCCUUUAUGCCCGACAACUCAACAUGCUCAAAGACAGGCAUGUGCAUGGAAGGCUUGUGUAACAUGAACAUGACCACGGUUACCACCCCAAUGCCCAAAACUACCAUGGGCACCAAUACGACCACAAGCAGACCCAAUUCAAUGACAACGGGCAAUAACUCAACCGCACCCAAGACUAACGCCAACACAAAUGUCCCUAAAAAUUAAUUUUAAAUAAAAUUGGAUUGUUUUGUGUUUUGCAGUUAAUUAAUGAUCAUGUAUUUGUGUAGUAAUCCCUAAAUACCCUCAAAAUCCCUUCAUAUUCUGUGUAAUUCAGUAUCUAAUCAAUAGAUUAAUAGCAAAACAUAUACAUAAUUCACACGAACUUUUGCACUGAAUAUUAUAUACAUGUAUUACCAAUAUUUGC
This is a messenger RNA of Medioppia subpectinata, 904 nucleotides long. NCBI's taxonomy places the organism in Eukaryota, Metazoa, Arthropoda, Arachnida, Sarcoptiformes, Oppiidae. The record is from the annotation of a GenBank genome assembly.